This is a messenger RNA of Myxocyprinus asiaticus (Chinese sucker), 1685 nucleotides long. RefSeq lists its product as uncharacterized. Gene Ontology annotation, molecular function: palmitoyl-(protein) hydrolase activity. Bases 1 to 888 code for a protein of 295 amino acids. NCBI's taxonomy places the organism in Eukaryota, Metazoa, Chordata, Actinopteri, Cypriniformes, Catostomidae. Gene Ontology annotation, biological process: protein depalmitoylation. The record is from RefSeq and is a predicted model, not a curated record. The transcript has 4 exons. Gene Ontology annotation, cellular component: endosome membrane; plasma membrane.
AUGAACAGUUGUGCUGGCUCUUCUGCUGCCCACCCUGUCCGAGUCGCAUCGCGGCCAAACUUGCGUUUUUGCCGCCGGAGCCAACGUAUUCCGUCCACACGGACGCGAACGGCGCGUCCAGCCUGCACCUCACCGAACGCGCCCACUGGCAGUACUCGCAGCGCGAGCUCGACGCCGUCGAGGUGCUCGUCACUCGAACCGGCCGCGGAAACCGGGUCGGUUGCAUGUUCGUCCGCUGCGCGCCGACGGGGACCGUUCGAGAAGAACCUGUACGCGGAUAUUGAAGCGGCCUGGCAGGUUCUUAGGAACAAGUAUGGCGUGACUCCGGAAAACAUUAUCCUGUAUGGUCAGAGUAUAGGGACAGUGCCAACAGUAGACCUGGCAUCCCGGUACGAGUGUGCAGCAGUGAUCCUGCAUUCUCCCCUCACGUCCGGGCUGCGUGUAGCAUUCCCCGACACCCGUAAAACCUACUGCUUUGAUGCCUUCCCAAGCAUCGACAAGGUCUCAAAGGUUGCGUCCCCAGUACUGGUCAUCCAUGGCACAGAUGAUGAAGUGAUCAAUUUCUCCCAUGGCUUGGCCAUCUACGAGAGAUGUCCACGUGCUGUGGAGCCUCUGUGGGUUGAGGGUGCAAUGACAUCGAGCUGUAUGCUCAAUACCUUGAGAGACUCAAGCAGUUCAUCACCUUUGAGUUGGCUACCUCCUGAAGGCACAGCACAAAGACAAGGACGCGUGCUGGGUUCCUCUUUAUCCAGGGCUGAGGAACGCCAUGAGUACAUGCACUUGCUGAAGAAAAAGCUGGACUCCUUCGAAGUCUCUCUCGAAGCCUUUUCGUCCCUAAAGGGAAAAUGCAUUUUACUGAUUUUUCUUUUUCUAUUCUUUUAUACUUGAAGAAAUAUAGACAUUUUGCACCACAUUCAGUACAUACUAAAUGUUUGUUUGAUUAUUUGAUUUUUUUCUAUGCAUUUUUAAAAUACUCAAGGUUUAAUUAAAUUGAUGCACUUUUCUUGUGCAGAUAUUUUCAGGUUAUUAUAUAUUAUAUGGGGUGGGGGGUUACACAAUAGCAUUCCCUUUUAUUAUGUUAGAAGUAGAUUAGUAAAAUACUUUUUUUUUAUGGCCAGUUUGUAUGCGUGUGCGUGUUUGUCUGGUAAAAAAGGUCACUGCCCAGGAGGCUUGGGCUAAUUAAAAAUGGAAGAACUGUGGAAGUAACCCGUGAAUAAUGAAGAUCUGCUGUGUUCUGUCAAUUACUUCAAAUACAUUGUGUUAGUGGGACUUUUUCUCUUUUCAGUGCUGAAACAUGGCGAUUUGUAGUAAUACAGCAAUCAGGGCAUUGUUUCAGUCUGAACAGUACAUCAUUCUAAAUGUUGAAAUCAAAUGUGCGUUGUAAAAAAAUGUGAAAUUUUAAAGCUUUCUCUGUUUCUUUUAGCAUUGAUGUUACAAUAAGCCUUAUGUUCUCAGACAUUUCGCUCCAGCAUUCCUGUUUCUCGAGAAAAUGGGAUUUUAAAGAUUUUCUCUGGGUUCCUGCUCGUUGCUGCUCCUCUUUGGAAAAUCACUGUGAAAACGUAAACUUCACUAGAUACAAAUAAGGUACAGCUGACCACACAUCACUAUUUAGAAGUUUAUCCCUCAUUCCAGGCAUCAGACUGAUCCCUUGAAAUGAGUAAUAAUAAUAAUAAUAAUAAUAAUAA